UCGUUUGACAGCGUCAACUAUUUGAUUGGUUUAUAAUUCAGGGAGCAGGACCUACGGGAAGAAACAAUAAUUAAACCGCACAUCAGUCGCUCGUAUUUACAGCUUUUCCUGAUUAUGACAGCAAGCGCGCGCUUUUAUGAUCUCGCGAGAAGUGAGCUGUACAUUUCCGGCACACACAGCUGCACGCUGUUAGUGGUGUUUGUCUGCAGUCCAAAACAUGAAGAUUGUCACUUGGAACAUAAAUGGCAUAAGAACCUUUAAAAACGGGAUAAAGUCUGCGCUUGACUCGUUCGACGCUGAUAUAAUAUGCGUUCAGGAAACCAAAGUGACGCGCGAUCUGCUGGACGAAAGGACAGCAAUUGUGGAUGGAUACAACUCUUAUUUCAGCUUUAGCCGAGGACGCACUGGCUACUCGGGGGUCGCGACGUUUUGUAAAGACUCCGCUACCCCAUUCGCCGCAGAAGAAGGACUGACAGGUCGCCUUGUCAACCAUGGAGAGGCUGUCGGUUGCUAUGGUGAUCAGGGGGACUUCUCCAUAGAGGAGCUCCAGUCACUUGAUAAUGAAGGACGAGCCGUAAUCACCCAACACAAGUUCAAGCAUUCGCUGGAAGCAGAAGGAUCUGAGACCCUGACUGUCAUCAAUGUGUAUUGCCCACGUGCAGAUCCAGAAAAGCCAGAGAGAAAGCUUUUUAAACUGCAGUUUUACAAACUCUUACAAAGCAGAGCUGAGGCAAUUGUGGGACCUCGAAGUCAUGUGAUCAUAUUGGGUGAUAUAAACACCUCUCACCAGCCAAUAGACCACUGUGACCCAGAUGAUGUGGAGAACUUUGAGGACAAUCCAGGCAGAAAGUGGUUGGACAGCUUCCUGUUUGAGCCGGCAGAAAACGGGAAUGAUGAGGAGGAAGGUUCUGAGCCCUCUCUGAAUUGUGUGUCUGGUGGUAAAUUUAUUGACACCUUCCGCUAUUUCCAUCCUACACGUAGCAAUGCCUUCACAUGCUGGUCUACACGUACGGGUGCGAGGCAAACCAACUAUGGCACCCGCAUCGACUAUAUUUUUGCCAAUCGUUUACUAGUUGAGACAAACUUACUGAAUGCAGAUAUCAUGCCAGAAGUGGAGGGUUCUGAUCACUGUCCCAUAUGGGCUAAACUAAGUUGUACUUUUGUACCCAGUCCUAGAUGCCCAGCUCUGUGCACCUGUUAUAUGCCUGAGUUCAUGGGGAAGCAGCAGAAACUCUUGCGCUUUCUUGUUAAGGUUUCUGGACAACACACAGAUGGCAGAGACAUUGAAAAACCUUUGCCUGGAUCUCAAGAGGUUGGGGAGAUUUGUGAGAACCUCAAUCCUCUAGCAGCAGGUGUCAGUUCUGGGAGCAAGAGACCUUCAGAUGGAUUACCAGAGUCAUCUACAUUCAAGGGGAAAAAAAGCAAACAAGCUAAAAAGGCAACUAAACCUCAAGGCAAUCUCCUGACCUUCUUUAAACCUAAACUGACCCCUGUGGUAUCUUCAAGCCAGAGCUUAAGCUCAGGUGAGAACACCGAGACAGGUUUCAAGAGUGAGGAAGUCAUGCCUGAGAUCCACGAAGGUACAGAAAAUGUCAACAGCUGCAUAGCAACCCACAGUAUGCUUACAGAGGGCCACACUGAGGUGAAAGUGAAGGGUGAAACAAAUAACUUCAGCAUCUCAAAGACUAAGGAAGACGAAGAGCGUUGUCAGGAUCAGCUCCAAAGCAGCACCAUGCUCAACCAGGAGACCAAGAAAGGAUCCUGUCCAGACUUUUGGAAAUCAGUUUUGCAUGGACCACCCCAGCCGCCACGGUGUAACGCGCACGACGAAUUGUGCGUGCUGCGGACUGUGAAGAAACCUGGACCAAAUUUGGGCCGUCAGUUUUUUGUAUGUGCUCGUCCUCAGGGCCACUCGUCCAACCCACAGGCAAGGUGUAAUUUCUUUGCCUGGGUGGACAAACGCAAAUAGAAGCCAACUGAAAUAUCUGUAAAAAGUCUGUUUAUAUAUGGUGCUAGAAGAAUGUUUUCAAUAAAAAAUGUUUUUAUUGUACAAA
Molecule: messenger RNA, 2054 nt
Organism: Ictalurus punctatus (channel catfish)
Lineage: Eukaryota; Metazoa; Chordata; Actinopteri; Siluriformes; Ictaluridae
Gene: apex2
Product: APEX nuclease (apurinic/apyrimidinic endonuclease) 2
Exons: 6
Coding region: 218-1969 (583 amino acids)
Biological process (GO): base-excision repair
Cellular component (GO): nucleus
Molecular function (GO): zinc ion binding; phosphoric diester hydrolase activity; DNA-(apurinic or apyrimidinic site) endonuclease activity
Source: RefSeq, a predicted model, not a curated record